AUGCCGCCACCAGAAGAUCAACACCCUCCAAACCCCUCGUCAUCCAAUUACUCACAGACUUCCUCACUUGCCUCCUCACGCCCCUCUACACCCAAUUCCCAACCCGCCUUCCCCCGCCUCUCUUCCUCCUCCUCUUACUCUCAACCAUCUGAACCACCUCAACCAUCUCAACCACCCCAACUCCAACCCCAACAUGACCAUGACCACGAACAACCUCACCCUCCUUCCCCACGAACCACCACCCGCAAUGCCAACGCCGGCACCUCAACAAUCCGCACCUCAGCCGCCACAGGCGCCCCCUCUCGUCCCUCCCACCAAGCUGGGCCCCCUCAUCGAGCCGCAGCACCACCCCCGACCCUCCGCGAAAAGAUCUUCCACGCUCUCCCGCCGCACACGGGCCCACUGAACGUGGGCUUCAUGGAACUCGAGCUUCCUGUCCGCGAACCCCGCACUUUUUCGCAUAUUAAGCGCAACGGGGAGUUUGCGCUCAAGCUCGACACCGUCCUUUUCGCCGUCUAUUACCCGUGCGAAGGACCGGAGGAGAAGCCCAAGGAGAAAGCCAUAAUGACAAGGGAUCGGAUCAGGAGAUGUAGGGGCAGUGGGAACUGGGCGGGGUGGGAUAAUGCAGCAGGGAGGAAGCAAGAUGAGGAGGACGAGGCAGGGGGAAAGAAGGGAAAUGUGGGGUUGACGAGACCGACUUGGCUGCCUAGGCCGAGACUGUCGACUUGUAAGGGAUACGCCAACUUUGCGAAUAUGCCCAAGGCGCCGGUUGCCUCGUACUUUGCUUUGACGAGUAUGUUUACAAAGUUGCCGGCGUGGCGGAAUGCGAAGCUGAGUGAUGGGCCGCCGUUGGCUGGGCCGGAAGAGAUGGGAGAGGAGGCGCUGAAUAGGGGGUUCAGCGAUACGAGCGAGUUGACGCUUGUCUGGGGACCGAGACCGGUACCAGAUGCGGAGGAGUUACGGAGACGGAGAGCAAAGUACCCGGUCAUCAUUUUCAGCCAUGGCCUCGGCGGGUCGAGGACGGUGUAUAGUACCAUCUGUGGAGAACUGGCCAGUUACGGAUUUAUCGUGGUCGCCAUGGAGCACCGAGACGGAAGCGGAGCGAGGACAUAUGUGAAUCAGGAAGGGUCGUCGCCGGACUUGUGCAGCCAGAAUCUGGACCGGAGAUCGUACUCGGAACGGGAGAAGGAAGACGGUUCAGCAGUCAAAACGAAACGACGACGCAAAAAGAACGGCAAGAAGAAGCCCUACUACAUGGUGGACUACCUCUUUCCCUUGGAUAACGCGCAAGAUACUCGGCCGCAUAACCCAGCCGGGGUGGAUACAGAGCUACGGUUGGCGCAAAUAGAGAUGAGAUGUGCCGAGAUUCAAGAGGCAUAUCACAUCUUGGGAAUGAUCAACGACGGGCAAGGAGCAGAGGUUGCGCGUCGCAAUCUAAGGAAGAAAGGGAACAAAGGCUCGAGCUCAAAGGGGCUCAUAGGCAUCGACUGGGAAGAUUGGACGGGGAGACUAUUCCUGCAAAAUGUGACGAUGAUGGGUCACUCGUUUGGAGGAGCAACGACAGCCCAAGUGCUCAGAUUGCGCGAAGACUUCACGUGGAUCUCGCAGGGAAUCUUGCUCGACGCGUGGGGUCCAGCAAUGCCCGAGGCCGACAGCGAGGAGCACAAGAUCCAAAAGCCGAUAUUGGCCAUUGGUAGCGAGGCCUUCAUGCACUGGAAGGACAAUUUCGAACGCGUGGAGAACAUUUGUCUCGAGGCCCGAGAGGCGGGCGUGCCCUCGUGGAUGACGACGAUCCGGGGCUCGGUCCAUCUGGCAGCGGCGGAUUUUGCGGUCCUUUAUCCAAAUUGGAUGUCACUGCUCAUGAAGUCUCUUGUGAAUCCUAAGCGCGCGAUCCAGCUCCAUGUCGAAUCGGCACUUGAGUUUCUCCGAAUGACGCUACCAGAACAACAUCAUGCCAAAUUCAGCAAAGCCUGGCCGUUUGAAGAGGGGCUGCUGACGGCCAUGGAGGGCGCGGCGAAUGAGGUCUCGUUCGAUUUCCGGCCAAACGAGAAAUGGGUCGCCGCUCGGCUAAAGAUUCCCCAUGAGUUCAAGCUACGCACCCGGAAUUGGGCCAAGAGGAGAACACAACCGAGCCGUGAUAUACCAAGAGAUCGAAGUGGAAAGCCCCUUGCAGGGCUGGUAGACUGGGGUGCAGGAAAUGAAAUUUGGGUGCACAUCAGCCCAGACAAGGAGGAAGUGCCAGAUGUAAGCGAAGAGGCAGAGUAG
Molecule: messenger RNA, 2265 nt
Organism: Neurospora tetrasperma FGSC 2508
Lineage: Eukaryota; Fungi; Ascomycota; Sordariomycetes; Sordariales; Sordariaceae
Exons: 1
Coding region: 1-2265 (754 amino acids)
Molecular function (GO): 1-alkyl-2-acetylglycerophosphocholine esterase activity
Source: RefSeq, a predicted model, not a curated record